GAUGAAAAACACACAAGCCAGUAGCUCCCUCUGGUGGUGUGGAGGAAUGAGGGCCUCUGGAUGAAGGCCAUGGAGCUGAAAGUGUGGGUGGACGGGGUGCAGCGCAUCGUGUGCGGCGUCACAGAGUUCACCACUUGCCAGGAAGUGGUCAUUGCUUUGGCACAAGCCAUCGGACGGACCGGCCGCUACACGUUGAUUGAGAAAUGGCGUGACACGGAGCGCCUCCUGGCUCCACACGAAAACCCYGUGGUGUCCCUCAACAAGUGGGGUCAGUACGCCGGCGACGUGCAGCUCAUCCUCCAGAGAAACGGCCCGUCCAUCAGCGAGCGGCCGACCUCCGAGGGGCUGGCUCGUGUCCCAGAGAGGGGGCUCUACCGCCAGAGCCUCCCACCUCUGGCCAAGCUUCGCUCGUCUGGGACGGACCGCUCGUUCAAACGAAGGGAGCCCAAACGCAAGUCGCUGACCUUCACCGGGGGCGCCAGGGGUCUGCGGGAAAUCUUUGGAAAAAGCAGAGAUGCUGAAGCCAAGCAGACGCAGCAUCGUGGCGUGAACCUGAACCUGAGCAGACUGGGAGGUGGAGGAACUGCGUCUCUGUCCGGGAGUCCUGCCAGAGAGCUGAACCAACUGGUGCAGCUGCAGAGGGACAAGCUCCAGGCGCUGGAGAGCCAUCUGCUGGGCUGUGAGGCCGAGCUGCAGGACUGGGAGGAGGUCACAGGCCAGAGCAGCGAUGAGGGCAACCUGGAGGACGAGCUGCUGCUUUUGGAGCAGCAGGUGAGGAGGAACGACGCGGAGGUGGAGGAGGAGGAGUUCUGGCAGAACGAGCUGCAGAUCGAGCAGGACGGAGAGCGGCAGCUGCAGCAGCAGUUAGCAGAGCUGCAGGGCCGCGUGCACGACUGUGAAGCCAGACUUUCAGAGUACUUAGUGCGUGCUCAGAGUUUGGAGGCCAGCCUGGAGCGGGAGGCUGAGCUCAACCUGAAGGUGAAGGAGGAGGAGGUGCAAGCCCAGCUGCAGAAAGUGAGAGAAGAGCUGGAGGUGCAAAGCCAACAAACGGCACGGCUGGACAGCAGCUGCAAGGCGUUGGAGCGCUCGCUUUGCCAGUCAGGCAAGAGACUUCAGGAGAAAGAGCAGGACUUGGAGCAGCUGACGAAAGAGCUCCGACAGGUCAACCUGCAGCAGUUCAUUCAGCAAACAGGCACCAAAGUGACUGUGCUGCCUGCACAAGCUGCAGGGGGCAACAACGGCAACGAUGUGGAGUGCGGCUCUCUGAAGCGACUCGGUUCCUCCCGACUUUUACCCAGCGACCUCCGCGCCCUACAGAGCCGGGUCUCAUCCAGCCUAAACCCAGAAGGCAUCUACGUCUGAACUCGGUGAAGUCCAAAACAGACGCACAGCUGAGCGACCCGACGACACGUCUAAAAACUGGUGUCGGACCUCCAGUUCUCCAAAACAAGGGGGGAAAACUUGCAUCUGUUUUUCGUUUUGCCUCCAUCCCGCUGGAAAUGGGAUUCAAACUGAUGUCAAUAUCAGUGUGCAUAUUUAACGUUUUAACUCCGAACUGUGGCGGGUGAGCGAGUGCUCCCUCGGAAUCACAAAGCAAAAACCAAACCAGCAGAUCUGUUUUUUUCAGCGAAUGGACGCUUGAGGCCACCGCUGCAGACAAAUUGUAUUUACAUUUCUGUAAAUUGGAAGAGAAUUUCAGGAGUUUUGUCUGAUGUACAGAAAUACUAGAUGCAUGAGCAUGCACAGACCUCACUUGUGUUAUAACCAUAGCCAUAUCUGGUUGCCUUACCCUGGUGUUUUUAGCACCAGACACCAAAAACGAAGGAAGUUAAAAAUAAAACUUAAGGUAGUUGAAAACACUAUGCGCCAUAUAAAUUUUAAAAAAUGCAUCCCGGCAAUUCAGGAAACUGCUGGUCAUGAUAAUCAGUGUCAAUGUAGCUCAUACCUGGAUCGAGGUUUUCUUUUUUUUUUUUCUUUUUUACACCAAUUUAGAUAAUCGUGUGGUUUAAAAUGCAAUAUAAACUAACCUAUUUUUUUGUAUUUUACAUUUAUGAAGGAAAUCCCCUGCCUGUCAUGAGCACAGCAAGGGGAGAAAACACUUAAAAAGCCUUUAGAGUAGCUGAAAUGUUAUAAACUCAGUGUUAAAAUGCAGUGUCAAUAAGUGACCACCAGGUGGCGACAAAACACAUGUUAUCCAGGCAUCGUACACUGGUCGUGUAUGAAUGUGGGUCUUAAUCUGGAACAAAGCCUAAGCACUUUAUUUAUGAAGGUGCCACUUUUUUUCAUUUAAUUUUUAACAUUUUAACAAACUAAAGAUGUCUCAUAUGAACCAAAGCUAGUGUAUAAAAAUAAAUCAAUAGUUAGAAGAAUGUAUUUUAUAUAUACAGAUAUAGAUAGAUAUGCCGUACAUAUGUGCUAUAGUGUCAAAAUAUAAAAUGUGUUUUAGUGGGCGGGGCUAUCACAGAUCAUUCAAAAAGAUACCUACAGCAGGUAAGAUAUUAAUUAUUCAUAAUCUUCCCCAACUUCAAAACAUAUGAAGUAUCCCUUUAAAGUCACCUUGACAUUAAGUUUGAUAUUUAAGUGUCUGUUGGACACAAAGUCUUUUAUAACCUAGUGGUUAAAAGAAGAGGAAAAAAUAUAUACAUUAAAAAAAUGCUGACUCAUCCUGCGUUUAGUUGCAAAUACAAAUGUAGCUUUCUAUUAAACACUUUAAACAUUUAAUUUCAGCAGAGACGAUGUGAAAUCYUUCUCAGGGUGCCGUCAGGCCUCAGCAACUAGUUUCACAAGAAAUUUGUUAAGAAAAUCCUGCUUGUUUUCUGGAGGUGUAUAUUUCAGUUUUCUGCUACGCAUCGGCUCUUUUGUUUUCAAGCUGUUUUAAUUUGCGCCGCCAUAAAUCUCCAUUUGUCCACGAGCUUGAAAAAUUCCCUGCAGUUUAUUAAUUUUUUUAUUUUUUUAUUUUGUAUGUGACAAACACUGGCUUUUCUGCACUCACUUCAUCUGACAAGCUGGAAAACCUUAUCUGAGCUUGUGGAAAGAUGUAUAGUAAAGUGAACUCCACCCCUCAGCUUCUUUUAUCACAUUUCUUUUUUCUAACCGCUCAGCCACAGGAAGCUGCUUCUGGAUUGUCAUGGUAACAUUCUCAGCCCCUCGCCAACGAAAAGUUUUCAAUAAUAGCAUGCCUUACKGAGAAGAAACGAACGUCUACAUAUCACGUCAAUGUAAAGACUAUUUUUACAGUAGGCUGAGGUCUGAUAUAUGCAGAAUGGCAGUUCAUAGACUGGAUGUGCAUGCUGAUGUGUGCUCCGUUUAUUUGAACUCCCAAUUAACGGCAACCAAGAAAAUUCCAUCCCGUUUUGCCCUGUUGACUUUUAAUGAGUGGGUUUUAGCAGGAAUAAAAACAGCAAAAACCUCCUCAUUAUUUCCAUGCCUUCUUUCUCUUUUUUUUAAUUUUAUUUGACAAUAAUGCUUCUGAAUGUAAAGCGGAGCUGUGUUGCAUUGGAUAAAACAACGCCGUGGCUGCUUGUUUCUUCUCUGAUUCACGCUGUAAGACGUUGACAAUAAUUGGCUUCUGUUGAGCCAUUGGUGGCUCUUUUUUUUCCCCCCACAGCAGAAGUGCAUACACAAAUGAGAUGAUGGAGCCAUUAUGAAAACAGCCAUCAAGAGGUUUUUUAAAAAAAAGCUUAUUGAGAAACGUCGUGGCUCAGGGACAUUUCAAGAUGCAGCAUUACCCAGACAAGAAUGGAUGGAAAGUAAUUACGGAUAAAUGCUUCCUUUUUUUCCCCACGACGUCUCGAUCUGUUUGACAAGUUAAAUCAAAUGUUUGUUAUAUGAAGGACCCGACGCUUUGAUGCAUCGUGGCAAAGUGAAGUAACCGUGGAGGAAAUGUAAAUAUUAAAAAGAAGUGUUUCAGAUGUCCUCGAAGCACCCUUCAAAGUGUUUACAUCAACACUCCUCCUGUAAACAUCCUAAUCYGAUGCUUUAACCUUAAAAUAUCAAAUAUUCUACUUAAUAUUUUGUAUUGUCUGCCUACAAAGUCCCCCAYUGUAUUUUUUUAUUCUGUCAGAAUGUAUCCAACCUUCCUCUUCGGGUUCAAGUUGCUUAUCGAAUUCAAGAAUAAUGUAAACAUAUAAAUAAGUGAUAAACAUGGUAAUGUUAAUAAACUGAUGCUCAGUGCUGAA
Messenger RNA from Austrofundulus limnaeus, 4178 nucleotides. RefSeq names its product Ras association domain family member 8b (gene rassf8b). The record is from RefSeq and is a predicted model, not a curated record. Gene Ontology annotation, biological process: signal transduction. Lineage: Eukaryota; Metazoa; Chordata; Actinopteri; Cyprinodontiformes; Rivulidae.